This is a messenger RNA of Ostrea edulis (European flat oyster), 519 nucleotides long. RefSeq lists its product as uncharacterized. Lineage: Eukaryota; Metazoa; Mollusca; Bivalvia; Ostreida; Ostreidae. The coding region runs from base 1 to 519 and encodes 172 amino acids. The record is from RefSeq and is a predicted model, not a curated record. The transcript has a single exon.
AUGUAUAUUUCCAUAUCAGAUUUUCAUCUCCUACUAUUACCCACAUAUCCCAGCUACCCCAGGGGUCCUCUGAAUGGAAUAAACAUAAAUGAAGGACUAAUCAUUGGAGUCCUCCUAUAUGGUGCCGAGUCGUGGAAGGUGACAAAAGGUAUUGUCCACAGACUGGAUGUCUUCCAGACCAAAUGCCUACGACGGAUUCUGAAGGUCUUCUGGCCCAACACCAUCAGCAACAAAGAUCUAUAUCAGAGAACGUCAACAUCACCAAUAUCUGAGAUGAUCAAGAUGAGACGAUGGAAAUGGAUCGGACAUGUCCACAGGAUGGGAGCAACAUCAAUCCCAAAGAUUGCCAUGAGAUGGACACCAACAGGAAAGAGAAAUAGAGGGAGACCAAAGGAAACAUGGCGGCGAUCAGUAGAGAAAGAGAUGAAGGAGUGUGGAUGGACUUGGGGCCGGAUUCAGAACAUGGCAGCAGACAGACAGAGAUGGCGAUCCGCAGUGAAGGCCUUAUGUGCUUUCUAG